This is a messenger RNA of Lolium rigidum, 1615 nucleotides long. RefSeq lists its product as uncharacterized. Bases 81 to 1400 code for a protein of 439 amino acids. NCBI's taxonomy places the organism in Eukaryota, Viridiplantae, Streptophyta, Magnoliopsida, Poales, Poaceae. Gene Ontology annotation, molecular function: metalloendopeptidase activity; single-stranded DNA binding; polyubiquitin modification-dependent protein binding. Gene Ontology annotation, biological process: DNA damage response. The record is from RefSeq and is a predicted model, not a curated record. The transcript is spliced from 7 exons. Gene Ontology annotation, cellular component: nucleus.
AACCCUGAGCAGAGAUUUCCCCUAAACCCUCGUCUGUCGUCCCCAACAUCCCCCAUUUCUGACACCCUCCUCGUGCGGCCAUGGCGGGCUCGGAUCUGGAGCCUGACAUCGCCGACCUCUUCUGCCACUACAACGCGCUCUACUUCCACGACUCCCUCGGCGCGUGCGCCGUCUCCUGGACCGAAGAGCCGCUCCCCUACGGUACCUUAAGUGCUUGUGAGUAUUAUCCUGGAGGUGGUGGCUGUAUUGUACUUCUCUCCAAGUCCUUGUACGAAUGCCACCCAGACUCGGAUCUGAAGAAUGUUCUGCUCCAUGAGAUGAUUCAUGCCCAUAUGUGUGUCAAAGACAAUAAUACAAACCAUAGUGACCAUGGUGUGAACUUCCAGAAGCUGAUGAAUACAAUCAAUUCAAGCUCUUUACCAGAUGCUCAUCGACCUGUUGGUGGCUACAGUAUAAUUGUGCCCCAUGAGAUCAGGAAGAAAUAUCAAUACAAAUGCGAAAGAUGUGGAGAUUUGGUCAAGUCAACCGAGAUCAGAGGACCUUCACAUGAUGACUGCAUUGAGAGAAUGGGUGCUAAUUACUCGUGUACGAAUUCAAUGUGUCAGUGGCAUAGUCACAAGAAGCGGUGCUCUGGUAGCUACUAUACAGUUCGAGAAUCACCAACAGGCGGUGUGAGACUAAAGGGUUCAAUAGCUUCUUCAGCUAAAGAAACACUUGGUGAGCGCAAGGCUGAUGAAUUAGCCAGUGGAAGUUGGCAUGCCAGACAUAUAUCAAAUAAGGGCGGGACAAGAAAUAAACAUGAAAGGGAAGACGCGUCAGCUGAGUUCCUUCAUCUUACUCCUGCUGCAAUUGGCAGUUCAGGUCUGGGCUCCUCUUCCGGGGACAGGUCUAGUAAGAGAAUCAAAUUGUCCAAGGACCGUGGCUUUGACCUCUCGACUGCCACAACUUUUCAGCAAGUACCAAAGAGACCAAGAACAGAUGCAUUAAACAAGAACCAAAAGGGCAGCAGACAAAAGAAAAGGAAAAUAAGCAAGUGGGAUGGUUCCUACUCGGUACUAAUCGAACAGAUGAAUUAUUAUUUUUUAGAUCAUUCAGAGGAAGAUGAGGUACCUUUGAUAAACAAAAGAACUGAAAGGAGAAAACGACAAAAGUUACUGCAAAGUUCUCAGGCUACGCAAUCAAGCAAUGGUGUCGGGGGUUCUACUUCCAGUUCUCUCGAGGCCCAGGGGACAAUAACAGAUCUGAAAUAUGUGCCUGCUUCUCAAACUGAUGAAAGGUUGUUGCCAAAUCAUCUCGCGAGCAAUCAUGUAGCUGCUGCUUAUCAAACUGGUCAUGGAACUGUACAUUCUCCGCUAGAUUCACCAAUGGCUGGUGAAAUCGUGGACAUUUCAGAUGGGUGACUGUCACAGUUUCUCUCCCAGCUGAAGCUUUCCGUUUUGCAUGUUGCUACAGUUUAGAAAUGUUUAGGGUUGUAAACUUAAACCUCAGUUUAAGGUGCAUCUUGCUACUGAGAUGGGCAGGAUGCUGUUGUGCCGUCCUGUUAAGUGUUCGUCAUGUACAUACUUCUGUUGCAUUUGGCCCCUUGUGCUAGCAUAGAGAACGGGUUUCAGUGUUA